AAAAUCACUGCACAGCGACUAUACAUGAGCUCCACAGAAGAAACAACCGGUUUAGCUCUGUUAUGAAAGUGCGAAGGGAGGGAGGGCCUUCGGUUAGUGUAGUCGAAACGAAAGGAAACUGGAGAGCGAGUUCGUUUCCUAAUGAUAAACCAGGAAGUAUUUGGACCUUAUAACCAUGGUAGAACUUUUCCAGACAAACAGAUUUCAGUGUCAACUGUGAGGUCUGACAGGCCUAAAUCUUUCCUCUGCUCAGACCUUUGGAGUUUUACUCGACGGACAAACUAUUUCCGUGUAGUUUAGAAGUGGACUCACGCUUCCGACAUUGUGUAUCGACACCACAAGGGUCCCAUGGUUUGGUUGUGGUGUGCUCUCUGCCAUGCCUCCCGCCAUGACAGAUCAGCUGGAUGUAUGGGCGGACCCAGUGCUGGAUGGAAGCGAUCAGGUGACUGUGGAUUUCCUGUUGCCAACUGGAAUCUACAUACAGAUGGAUGUUCCCAGAGAGAGCACCAUCCAACAAAUCAAACAGAUGCUAUGGAAGCAGGCACAGGCGUAUCCUCUUUUCUCCUUGCUUGGAGAGAUGGACGGUCACAUAUUCGAGUGUGUGAACCAAGCUGCAGUUCAUGAGGAGCUGGAGGAUGAGAGCAGACGUUUGUGCGAUGUUCGUCCAUUUGUGCCUGUCCUUAGGCUCAUUAUUCGUAACUGUGGCCGUGCUGAGCGCUUGCUUGACUCCAAGAUUGGGGUGCUUAUUGGAAAAGGGCUCCAUGAACUGGACGCUUUGCUGAACCAGGAAGUGAAAGAUUUUCGUAGCAAAAUGCAGCGAAUUAGUGAAGAGAAAAUGCAGUCGGUGCAGAUGAUGUCAUGGGCAGAAUGGCUUCAGAGCUUCUUCUCACCCCAGAUAGAGGCGGGCCCUGUUGAUGGGUUCUAUGAUAAGAAUGAGGGCUGGAUUAAGAUCACCAUGCACUACAACCAGUCACAGGACACAACAAGCCUAAAAGUGCCGUUAAACUGUACUGUACCUGAGCUUAUGAAUCAAGCGCUCAAAAAAUGGUUAACCACGCAUGGCUUGGGAGAAGAUGAAGACAGUGUUGGUAACUAUGUUCUAAGAGUCAGUGACAGGCUGGAGUUUUUGUUUGGAGAACACCCACUUGCAUAUUACAGAUACAUCAGAUCAUGCUUGCUGUCACAAGAGAUUCCACAUUUGACAUUAGUGCAGUGUGAUAUAGUGAAGGCCAUGUAUGAACAUGAGAUCAGCAGUAUUGGAGCUGUAUUCUCACGGAAGUCAUCAAAUCCUCCUUUACCCCUUCCUCCUAAGAGGAGAGGCCCAUCUCAGUUACAAACUUGCAUUUGGGAAGUUCAGUCUCUUUUUAAAAUAACUUUAGUGAAGGGCAUUAAGGUCAAUGCAGAAGAGACUGCAAAGGUGCAAGUUCGUGCAGGAAUAUUCCAUGGCACAGAGCUCCUGUGUAAGCCAGCUGUUAGUAAUGAGAGCAGUGGGCGCUCUGAGCACAUCUGGAACAGGACUCUUGAGUUUGAUAUUUCUGUUUGUGACCUGCCACGCAUGGCUCGCCUCUGUUUUGCCAUCUAUGCUGUCAUGGACAAAGUAAAAAAGCAGAAAUCAACCAAAAACAUGCAAAUGAACAAAUAUCAGACUAUUCGAAAAGCAGGAAAAGUGCAUUACCCAAUAGCAUGGGUGAAUAUGAUGGUGUUUGACUACAGAGGACAGCUAAAGACUGGUGAUAUCAUCUUACAUACCUGGUCCUCCUUUCCUGACGAGCUGGAGGAGAUGUUGAACCCUAUUGGAACGAUUCAGACAAAUCCAUACACUGAGAAUGCCACAGCACUGCAUAUCCGCUUACCAGAAUACUCAACACACCCACUCACAUUUCCCCCAUUUGACAAGAUCCUGGAGAAAGCUGCUGAGAUUGCUGGAUCCACAGACUCUGUGUCAAUGGGACGCGGAGGGAAGAAGUUCUACAUCGAGUUGAAAGAGAUCAUGGAAAGAGAUCCACUGUCACAACUCUGUGAAAACGAGAAGGAUCUGAUAUGGACCCUGCGCUAUGACUGCCGAGAGAACUUCCCACAGUCCCUCCCUAAACUACUACUGUCUGUCAAAUGGAGUAAACAUGAAGACAUGGCACAGUUGCAGGCAUUAUUGCAGAUUUGGCCUAAAAUAAGUCCCCGGGAUGCUUUAGAGCUGCUGGAUUUCAACUAUCCAGAUCAGUAUGUUAGAGAGUAUGCAGUCAGUUGUCUGCAAGAUAUGUGUGAUGAGGAGCUGUUGCAGUAUUUGCUGCAGCUAGUGCAGGUGUUGCGCUAUGAACCAUAUUACGACUGUGCCCUCACACAAUUUUUGCUGCAGCGUGCUCAGAGCAAUCGUAAAAUUGGACAUUUCCUUUUCUGGUAUCUUAGGUCAGAGAUACACAUGCCAGCAGUGUGUGUUCAGUUUGCCCUGAUAUUGGAGGCAUACUGUAGAGGCAGUAUCCCCCACAUUGAAGUGCUUAAAAAACAGGUCGAGGCUCUUGGUAAGCUAAAAGCUGUGAAUGAGUUGAUCAAACUGGGUACACUAAAAGCAAAGAAUAAAACUAAGGAGGCUCAACUGAAGGAGGCCAUGAUGAAGUGCCUUAGACAAACAGGCUUUAUUGAGAUUCUGUCGGACCUCCAUUCACCACUGAACCCCCAAAUAUUGCUUGCUGAUGUCAAUGUGGAGAAGUGCAGGUACAUGGACUCUAAAAUGAAGCCUCUGUGGGUUGUUUACAAUAACAAGCUGCUGGCAGGAGACACGCUGGGAAUCAUCUUCAAGAAUGGAGAUGAUCUCAGACAGGACAUGUUGACUCUGCAGAUCCUAAGGCUAAUGGAUAUGCUAUGGAAGGAAGAAAAACUGGACCUCAGAAUCGUUCCUUAUGGUUGCCUGGCAACAGGAGACCGGACAGGGCUGAUCGAGGUUGUGUCUUCUGCUGACACCAUCGCCAACAUCCAGAAAAAUAGCAGCAACAUGGCAGCUGCUGCAGCCUUCAACAAAGAUGCUCUGCUCAGCUGGCUCAAGGACAAAAACCCUGGUGAUGCUCUGGAGAAAGCCAUCGAGGAGUUCACACUGUCUUGUGCUGGUUACUGUGUCGCCACGUAUGUUCUGGGAAUUGGAGAUCGUCAUAGUGACAACAUUAUGGUCCGAAGCACAGGGCAGCUAUUCCAUAUAGACUUUGGUCAUAUCUUGGGGAACUUCAAAUCAAAGUUUGGAAUCAAGAGAGAGCGCGUUCCAUUCAUUCUCACACAUGACUUCAUUCAUGUCAUUCAGCAGGGCAAAACUGGUAACACUGAGAAAUUUGGCAGUUUUAGACAGUACUGUGAAGAUGCUUAUCUGAUUCUGAGGAAAAAUGGAAAUCUCUUCAUCACACUCUUCGCCCUGAUGCUGACUUCUGGGUUACCAGAACUCACGUCUGUCAAGGACAUUCAGUACUUAAAGGACUCUCUUGCACUGGGUAAGACUGAUGAUGAGGCGCUGAAACAGUUCAGGCAGAAGUUUGAUGAAGCUCUUCGAGAGAGCUGGACCACCAAAGUAAACUGGAUGGCUCACAAUGUGGCACAUCCCUCCUAACACCUCCAUAAACCUACAAGGAUCGAAAAUUAGGAGAAUGCUUGAACACAUAGUUGAACCAAAAUGCACUAUGUCUUAUAAAAAAAAUAAGUUGUGAAGACCAUUAAAUGGUUGAAUACGACUUACUCAAUGCAGUUGGCACAAAAAGCUGCUGAUGUUAAAGAGUUUAAUGACUUUGAACAAGAAACAUUAAUCUGAUGAAGAUUCAAAAAGAUGGUGGAUGACUAACAAAGGGAACAACGGAGAAGACUACUGUCAGCUCGCCCCAACAUGGAAAAAAAUCUUCCACAUUUCAAAAUAUUGUUCCACAGUGUGAAGCAGACUGACAGGAGCAAUGGGAAGAAUCAUCAGUUUUUCUUUUCAUUUACUAUGGCUCAUUUUUUUAAUUGUCUCACCUCCAUCUUGUGGCCAAAAUAACUCUUUAAUCUGCAAAAGCAGUGACAAUUUCCUGGGACCACAGACAUGGAGGAAAAAUGAACUUGUUGGAACUGGAAACAGAAAUAUCACUGAAUGCUUGUAGAGUGACCAUGAGUGAAAUUGUUAUUGAAGAAAUAAUUAUACAUUUUUCUUUUGUCAUUCCAACUUCAACUCUUAACGGAAAUGACUUAAAAGCAGCACCUCUUACUGCCUGCUAGGUAAAAUAGAGAAGUACAUAGAGUUUGGAAUCUAAUUGGCUAUAAGAAUACGUCUUUAUCGGACACCAAUUGUUGUUUAUAGCUUCUUUGGACCUCGAUUUCUUUGUUUAUUUGUAUACUCAUUGUUUCUCUGAAAAAACAGGCGCUAUUAACAUUAUUGCGACAGCCAUUACUUAACUGAAAAAAGAAAAUUUUGGAAGAUUGCUUCCCUUCAAUAGUUUUACUCAUGUUGAUCAUACUGCCAAUAGGCUGAUUUUUUUAAAGCAGGUGUUGCUACUUACUAUUUUUAAACUCACAAAUACCCAAUAUAUUAAUGAGAUCAGAAUGCUGGAGCAAGAAACAAAUAAUAGUAUUUUAGUGCAGAGAGAUAUUUCAGGGAUUGUACCUUUGGUAGGGCUCUGCUGCCUUUAAAAGAGAGUGACAUUGGAAUACAGACUCACCGAAUGCUGUGCCUUAUAUAAUAUAAAAAUUCUACUGUCAGUAUGGGACUACUUAAAGCAAGAGUUUUCUAAACACUGGAAUUUAUUUGACCAUAAUUAUUUAAGGAUUGUUACAUGUUUAUAUUUAUUUUCUUCUUAUGAAAAGUUUAGACUACUUCUAAUGGACUGUAACUACUGAGUUUACUCACAGAAGCAUUCAGCAAGCAAAUACUUUGUAAUGCUACGUCAGAGCCGAGAAAUAAUCAGUUCCCUCUAUUUCAUGUAGCGGAGCUCUUUAGAUUCACAUUAACUGUUUAACUGUACUAUAUCAGAAACUUAACAAUGCACUAACACAAACCGUCAGUGAUGUCGGAUAUGUUUUAUGUGAAUUAGGCGCAGUUGACUACAAUCAUGGUUAUAUGAAAAAUUCCUGUAAAGCUUAAACACCAAUUCAUUGAGCAUUUUUUCCCUAUGCUAAUGCAGAAUGAUAUUUACACUGAAGGGCAGUUGUUUUAGAGGAUGAUUAUGUAUGUGCCCAGUAAUGUAUGUACACUUUCAUCUAAACAGGGCGAAACUUAACUGAAACAAAGCAUCUUGUUUUUUACUGUAGCAAAGACAUUUUUAUGUGAAAACAGCCUUAAUGACAGAUAUCUAUACCAUACCAGUGGAUCUGUUAUAUUGAUGAUAACCUGCUGUGUAUCUCCAAUGCUGCUCAUAUUAUCCUUAAAGAAACAUAGUUUAAAAUACAGAGAAAACCCAUGGCAUCUUAUACACACACACACACACACACACACACACACACACACACACACACACACACAUACUGUCCACAUUAUUCAUUAUGCAUUAUAUGUCAUGAGUUCAUGCAGUAAUCUAUUAGCCAAUCAUGUUUGUAAUGAGUGAUUACUACAAGUGACAAGUCGUUAAUAUAUCCUUCUUGUCCUCCCAAACCAAUUUGGCCAGUUUCCUCUGACCUCUUUUAUCGACCAGGUGUUUCCACCACAGAAUUUUCACUUAAUGUUUAUUUGAUUUUCACACAACAGUGUAUUACAUGACCAAAGUUACAGAGAUAACACUUUUUCCUUAUUCUGAUGUUUGAUAUGGAAAUAAUCUGGAGCUAUCGAUGUCUAUCUGUGUGAUUGUACGCUUUUCUAUGUAUGCAUACAGCUGCCAGAUGACUGACUGACUGCCAGAUAUUAAUGCAUUAAAUUGCAGGCGCACAGUGAGUUAAUAUACACAAACUGCCUUAGCAGAUAUUGGUGCAAUAUGAUCAAUCCUAUUAUGUGCAAACUUGGGUUAAUGUGUGUGCCCUACUGCUGCUGUAUGGUAUUAUGCUAGCCUUCAAUUUUCUCACACACUGAAACUGUUUCUAUCUGAUUCUCUGACUUGUUCUUAAUGAUAUGUUGUCAUAGGAACGCUAUUAAGGAAUGCUAUUAAAGUUUUGGCAUUCGUUUUUGUUCACCA
Messenger RNA from Tachysurus vachellii, 6104 nucleotides. RefSeq names its product phosphatidylinositol-4,5-bisphosphate 3-kinase, catalytic subunit beta (gene pik3cb). The record is from RefSeq and is a predicted model, not a curated record. The transcript has 23 exons. Lineage: Eukaryota; Metazoa; Chordata; Actinopteri; Siluriformes; Bagridae. Gene Ontology annotation, molecular function: 1-phosphatidylinositol-3-kinase activity; 1-phosphatidylinositol-4-phosphate 3-kinase activity. The coding region runs from base 377 to 3586 and encodes 1069 amino acids. Gene Ontology annotation, biological process: phosphatidylinositol 3-kinase/protein kinase B signal transduction; phosphatidylinositol-3-phosphate biosynthetic process; cell migration. Gene Ontology annotation, cellular component: plasma membrane; phosphatidylinositol 3-kinase complex; cytoplasm.